UUGUGAGGAGAUCAGACAAGUCAGGGAAUCAGAGAAGAAUGAAAAUAGCUGCUGGCCUUAAAAGGACGACUACACCAUGGAUGAAUAAUCACACCGGGGAAGGAUGAAGAAUGAUUCACGGGUCAGGUUAAAAGUGAGGUCGUCCGCCAGCACCACCACGACGGUCAUCGACGGCAAGAACGGCGAUGUCGGCUCGCCGCCCGCCGGCGUGUCCGAGCGGACGUUCGCCGACGACGUUUAUUCUACGUUUAGCUCGCCGCUGGCAUGGAUCCUCGUGCUGGCCCUCGUGGUCACGUGGUCGUGCGUUUUCGUCAUCGUGUUCGACCUGGCCGACUACAAAACCAUCUCAGGAGGCCUCGGCAGGAUCGGCACGGACCCGGCCAAGGCCGUCAACGACGUGGUGGAGAGGUCCGCCGAUGCCGUCCGCGCCAUGCUCAAGUUUGCCGCCAGCCUGGUUGCCCCCGAUGAAGAUGACGGAAAUCUCUACGCUGUGAGGAAAAAAGGGGAGUUUCUACCAUCCCGAAGUAAAGUCAUCGGGAUGCAAGUGAAGAAGGCACGACUGGUUGAAGCGGUCCACCAGGAUGAAGACGAGGAAGAAGAGGAUGAGGGGUAUGAGGAGGAGGAGGCGCAAGAAGAGGAAGAAGAAGAGGAGGAAGAGCUUGAUGCAGAAUAUGAAGAAGAGGAGGAGGAAGGUGUGGUGGAUGAAGCAGCUGAAGAGGAGGAGGAGGAGGAGGAGGAGGAGGAGGAAGAUACAGUGGAUGAAGGAGUCGUUGCAGCUCAUGAGGAGGAAGACAAGGAUGGAGAUGAAGCAGCUGCAGAUGAAGUGGAGGAGGUGGUAGAUGAUGAAGAGAAGGUGGCUGCUGCGGAGGAGGAGGAGGAAGAGGAGGAGGAGGAGGAGGAAGAAGGAGUGGGUGAUGAAGAAGAGGAGGAAAAGGGGGAGGGAGCGGAAGCCACUGCAGAGGUGAAGGAGGAGGAAGAGGAGGAUGAGGAGGAGGAGCUCACUGCUGCUGCUGAAGAUGAAGAUGGAGCCUCCAAACUUGGGACUGACGAAGAUGAAGAGGAGGCGGCUCCUGAGGAUGAGGAAGAUGAGGCCUCCAAACCCGAGACUGAUGAAGACGAUGAUGAAAAUGAAGAUGAGGUCGCCACGGCUGAGAUUGAUGAGGAUGGCACCCAAGAGGACGAAGAAGGAGAAGAACGCACAGCUCAUGAAGAGGAUGAUGAAGAUGAUGAUGAGGAGGAUGCACCUGCUACCUCUGAGGGGGACUACGGUGAUGAAGAUAUAACAAGGGACGAGGAAGACGAGGAAGAUGAGGAUCUCGUGCUUCAGUCCAGGGAGGAAGAUGAAGCUGACCUUCAUCUUGCUCCUGUCCCUGAUGAAGAUGAUGAUGACAACGAAGAAGAAGAGGAGGAACCUCUCAAAAUGUUGGCUCUCAAACAUGAAGAUGUCACUUCGGGAGCGUCGUUGGCUGACGACGAUGAUGAUGACGAAGACGAUGAGGAUGAAAUCAAGGAGGAAGUUCUCGUCCAAUCAGACGCCAACAAACCUGAUGAUGUCAAUGAUGAUGGCGAAGAUGAUGGCGAAGAAGAUGAGGAAGACCUUUUGGACGAAGACCUCGCCCGCCUUGAUUUUGGCCAAUCGGAGAGCACCGAAGACCACAAACCCGAUGAUGUCACCGAUGAUGACAUGAAUGAUGAGGAGGAGGAGGAGGAUGAAGAAGAAAUUGCACCACCUCCCUUGGACGAAGACGACGAGGAUGACGACGAUGCGGGCUCACUCCCUUUGACCUCGGGUGAGGGAGACCUUGACCUCGAAGAUGACAUCACACCAGAGUGGUCAUCAGAUGAAGACGAGGAGGAGGGUGAAGAAGACUCGCCAUCAGUCAGCGCUCAACACGCGCAUGUGGACGAGCUGAGCCCACCGGUCGGCGGAGAUGAAGAAGGAGAGAAAGCGGAGAAGGCCGGCAAAGAAGAGGAGCACAAGGUGACAAAACUUGAAGCUGAAGCACAUGCAGUGUGUCCCUGCACGAGUCCGCCAAAGACGCGGGUGUCCGCCGUGCGAAGCGCCAAGAAGAAAGAAUCGAAAGCAGUGAAGACCACAGAAAAACCCAAAAGAACAGCUCUUCCCAGGAUUGCCAGUCUGGAGCCCAAAAUGAGACGCGUCAGGGGGAUUCCGACUCUUGUCAGAGCCAAGAAAGAGGAAAAAAGCAAGAAGUCCAAAACAAAGCAACGUGCUGAGAAGCAAAGUCCAAAACCAACACAAGUCCCAGAACCAGUACAAGACGUCGGUCCUUGCAGACCAGCACCGGUCUACUGUCCGUCCCCUCCCGGCUGGUACGUUCACCAGAUCGUGACGGACACGCCGUACCCGCCUCCGACCGCCUCAGGUUCUGCCGCUCCGGUUCUGACCACCCAUCCCGUCCACCCGCUGCCGCUUUACCAAGCGCACCCGAUGAUGCCGCCGCUCUACCCUCACUACCAACACUUUGCUCAGCCCGUGGCGCCUGCCGUGCAGCCGCCGCCAGAACCAGUCCAACCAGUAGAACCGGUCCAGCCUGUACAACCUGUUAAAACAGUUCAGCCAGUGCAACCAACUGAACCGGUCCAGCCUGUCCAACCGCUACAACGAGCGGAACCGGUCCAGCCGGUUGAACCGGUCCGUCCUGUCGAACCCGUCCAAUCAGGAGCCACGGAGCAAGCACCUCCCACUCAGCCCGAAGUCCAGAAAGACGAAGCAGCAGAACCAGAAGUGAAAGCCGAAUCAGAGCGUGUCAAAGAAGACGUGACGACGGCAUCAUCUGCGAAGAAAGAAGCGAUGACGAAAAGGAAGACAGCUGAGGAUCACAAAGAUGAUGGACUCGCAAAAGACAAAACCAAAGCUGGAGCUACACAGACAGCUGUAAAAGCCCGAAGCAAAAGUGCAGCAGCUCCUCCAAGGAGAGAAGCCACAGCGGCGAGACGGAAGAGAAGCUCCACCUCCGCCUCAAAGACAGAUGCUGCCAAGGGCAAAAGGAAGACCUCCUCCUCCUCUGCGGCCAAAAGAGGUCCAAGUCAAAGUCCCACGGCGGCAGAAGCGCAGCUGCGGCCGAGCAGGCUGACGGGCGGACUGCUGGACACGCUGAAGAGGACAAACGCGACCGACAAACUUGGCAAAUCUUCAACGUCGCAAACGCCCAAAAUGAGAACAACUUUACUGACGAGCAAGAAAAGCAAAGCCAAUCAGGCUGAGGAAAAGGAAAGGUCCUUGAAGGACAUUAAAGACAAAAAAGACCAAGAACCUUCACAAGCCAAAAAGACAGCGGACGAAAGUACAGGAAAGCAGAAAUCAGCUCAGCGAUACUUCCAGUGUGUUUAUGUACCCGGCAAAAAUGCGCAGUACCCCCUGCGACCGUUCAGCCCGGCAACGCCGCCCACCGCCGUGCCGCCCGCCCUCAAGUCCCUACUCGAGCAGCAGAGGGCGGCCAGGCCGUUGAGGCAGUAGGGCAGCCUUCAACGUACCCAAUCAGGACAUCGUACAAGGGACUCUUUUCCAUUCGGGGCAACAAUGACUGAAAUAUUAGUUUUUAUUUUUCAACUACAUAGCUGAGCUCCUGGGGUUUCUCAUUCGGAUAAAAAAAAUAAAAAUACAGUAUAAGUGAAAUGUACAUAGCAAGCACAUAAAAAUUAAGCCUUUUUUUUUUUACUCCAUCACUUGAUGCUAGGUAGAAUUCAUAGGAUGCUAACACCUCACAGAACCCCACAGAACAGAGAAAAGAGGGCUGGCAGAAAACAUCUACAUUUGGGAAAUUUAGCUAGCUUGAAAAUAGAGUGACUUUGUCCAAUCAUGUUACACGGUUGUAAAACUCGUUGCUAAGUGGUAUUCACAGGGCACAGAUGGACAAUUUUGAAAACAUGAAAUUAAGGAAAGUAAUUAUAAUGAGAAAACAAACCAAACUAAUUGCUUCAUUUAAAACGUGUUUUAUAUACAGUAAAUAAUAAAAAUAAAUAGCAUUUUAUCUUUCUAGCAGACAGAAAUCUAAUUAUUUUCUUUGUUGAGUGACUGCAUCGCUUAUUCCUACGUGGACAUAAUAGGGCACAUGCCCUAUUAAAAAAAAAAGUCAAACAAGAACAUUUUGAUUACUUUUACAAAGAAAGCGGAAAUGUUAGCUCGCUAGCAGAUGUAAUCAACAUUAUUUAUUUUCUUAGGCGUGUAACACGAUUGCGACACUUGUUGCUACAUGGAAUUCACAAAGGGCACUGAUAAAAGUUUUCUCAACAACAUAAGUAUGAAAUACAAAACGUAUUUAAAAGAAAGAAAGCCCCCCCCCCCCUAACUGCAGCACCAUCUGCUGGAUAUGAUGGGACAGUGGACCAUUUGCCCCGAAUACAAAAAGUUUUUUUCCCCCAUAAUUUUGAGUCGCUCUUUUUUGUAUUUUUUUAAUUUAACUCUGUCAAACCCCAGGAGCCCUGUCUCUUCCACACUUGUGCCCCACCUGCCUCUGGACACAUGCUAAUGACGCUAAUGCUAAAAUGCACUAAAAUACUUGACAACAACUUGGUUAUGAUCUGAUGUUGAUUUACAUCUAACUCAGGUUCGAGCGAAAUUCUAGCAUUAGUCAAAUUAAGGGCCUACGUUCAGAGAGAGGAAGUGUGCGUUAGCACGACCAACACCGGAGACCGAUCAUGUUCAUCAGCCGGGCCGAUCGGUGACUUAACGUCUUCGGCUGUACGUUAAAGCAACGCCGGCGGCCGGUUGGCUACUAAGCUGGCAUUUAGCGAUGCCGCACGUUGUCUGUCGAUGUCUUACUUGAUGAAGAAAGAAAGAAAGCGAGUAGUUUCACAAGACUCCACCGUGUGAUAAGAUCGGGUUUUUUAAAUAAAAAGCGCCCAGUGACCUCGUUGUGUUAGCACCUAGCAUACCCUAGCAUACGCUAGCAUACGUUGCUGCGCUUGCGCAAGGUCCAAGUCACGUGGUUCAGAGCCGUACUAGCCUCAACUGAGUCUUAAGACGUGCGCGGACUUGGAGACAAAACACUUGACAAUUCAUCCAUUAACGUGUUAACAUAUUAUCAUCCUAGCAUGUUUGAUUACCAGACUCUCCUUUAUCAGCACCGUCAUUAAACACAUGCAACAAGAGAAUCUGGUAAAUGUACCGAAAGGGUUUAUAUUGUAUUCAUAGAUCUGAAGACUAGAUAGGCUAACCGACGUGCCUACGUAACGGCCAUCCUGGGGAGGUCGACGUUCCCAUUAAAGGCAAUGCAUGGACAUUGAAAUUAAGACGUAACUUGCUCAAUUCUCAAUUGAUUUUCACGGUCUACUUUUUUUUUGUCGACGUCAAAGCGUGUGCUAUCAAUAAAGAACCUUUUUUUCCAGUCAAAAAAAUAAUUGUACUUGUGAAAGGUUGUUUCCAGUUCUCUGGUUGUGAUUGUACAGCGUUGAGAGUAACCUUAUACAGCGCAAUGUGCUCGCAUCCUUGGUCUUUUGGAUUUCUCGCAGUCCACACUGACUACUUCGACCUCCCUAGCUUAGCGUUGCCGUAGUCACGCAUCUCAAAAGGGGCGAAUCUGUUGCCUUUACGUUAUCGAGACUAGCAUUAGCCUCUGCCAAAACAAAUGAUACAUGCUAGUUGUUGAAUUUGUGUUCCUGCUGAAACCAGUUUGGGACGCAAUCAUCACCCUUGUAUAAUUAGCAUGAAGCUAACUAACAUGCUAACAUGAGCUAACCACUUAGCUAGCAAGCUAAUGAGCCAACUAGCAGGUGUUUAGUGCGCUGCUUCUUGUUUUUCAGUCACAAAAAGUUGUGUGAAUUUGAGGGCUGUACUGUCAACAUGGUUCCCGAUUUUAAUAAAUAAUAUUAACAAUUAUUAUUUAUAAUAAUGAUGAUGAUGAAGGAACCAGUGGCGUGUGUGAAUCCAGAUGUGAAUACUUUUCGUUUUGUUUUUAUUUAAUUUUAAGUUUAUACAAGUUGUAAGAGGAAGCAGGUUGUUGCACAAGUUCAUGUUCCUUAAAUAUGAAUCAUAAUAAUCAUAAUUCAGUACACCUGACAAUGUUGGUCAACUUUAAUAAGGGGAAAAAAAGAGGCAGCAAAAGUUCAUAUUACAAAAUAAAUUAUAACAUUUGAUUUUUCAUCACUAACAGGGAAAACAAGAUCAAACAAUAUUUAUUAAUUAUAAUAAAACCAUAAGUAUUGACACAUGAGUGGAAUAUUUGUUCGGUUAUCACAUCAUUCGUAUAUAAACUA
This is a messenger RNA of Phycodurus eques (leafy seadragon), 6216 nucleotides long. It is a transcript of the gene trdn, whose product is annotated as triadin. The record is from RefSeq and is a predicted model, not a curated record. NCBI's taxonomy places the organism in Eukaryota, Metazoa, Chordata, Actinopteri, Syngnathiformes, Syngnathidae. Bases 104 to 3478 code for a protein of 1124 amino acids. The transcript is spliced from 27 exons. Gene Ontology annotation, molecular function: signaling receptor binding. Gene Ontology annotation, cellular component: membrane; sarcoplasmic reticulum.